Podarcis muralis (Common wall lizard) is the source of this 4830-nucleotide messenger RNA. RefSeq names its product T cell leukemia homeobox 1 (gene TLX1). Gene Ontology annotation, molecular function: DNA-binding transcription factor activity, RNA polymerase II-specific; RNA polymerase II cis-regulatory region sequence-specific DNA binding. Gene Ontology annotation, cellular component: nucleus. The record is from RefSeq and is a predicted model, not a curated record. Gene Ontology annotation, biological process: animal organ development; regulation of transcription by RNA polymerase II. NCBI's taxonomy places the organism in Eukaryota, Metazoa, Chordata, Lepidosauria, Squamata, Lacertidae.
GGUAAAAGUCGCCCUCUUUGGGGUGGCUGUGGGCCCAGCAUGGAUCACUUAGGGGCGCACCACCUCCACCAGAGCCACGCCGAGCCCAUCAGCUUCGGCAUCGACCAGAUCCUCAACAACCCGGACCAAGGCAGCUGCAUGAUCUCCAACGCGCGCCUGCAGGACGUGGCGGACUACGGCCUGGGAGGAUGCGUGGUGAGCAGCGCGUACAACCCCAUGGCCGGCCACUACGGCUCGGCCACCGGCGGCGGAGGCGGCGGCGGAGGAGCAGGAGGAGGAGGGUCGUCCUCCGCCGGAGGUUACAGCAACGGCGGGGCUUGCAGCAUGGCUUCUCUGGCGGGGUCUUACAACAUGAACCUGGGGGUCGGGACCAUGAACGGAAAUAACCUCAACGCGGCCGGGGGCGUGAUCCGGGUGCCGGCGCACAGACCCCUGACCGGAGGCGUCCACCAGCCUCUCUCCACGGCCGUGCCCACCGUCCCGUCCGUGAACAAUCUCACGGGGCUGACUUUCCCCUGGAUGGAGAGCAACAGGCGCUACACUAAGGACAGGUUCACAGUGGCCCUCUCACCGUUCACUGUAACACGCCGUAUAGGUCACCCCUACCAGAACCGGACGCCCCCCAAGAAGAAGAAGCCCCGCACCUCCUUCACCCGCCUGCAGAUCUGCGAGCUGGAGAAGCGCUUCCAUCGGCAGAAGUACCUGGCCUCGGCCGAGAGGGCGGCUCUGGCCAAGGCACUGAAAAUGACCGACGCGCAAGUCAAGACCUGGUUCCAGAACAGGAGGACAAAGUGGAGGCGACAAACUGCAGAGGAGCGGGAAGCGGAGAGGCAGCAAGCCAAUCGCAUCCUCAUGCAGCUCCAGCAAGAGGCCUUUCAGAAAACCAUCAACCAGCCCCUCCAAGCAGACCCCAUCUGUGUUCACAACUCCUCUCUCUUUGCCCUCCAGAACCUCCAGCCAUGGUCAGAUGACUCCUCGAAGAUUACCAGCGUAACUUCUGUAGCCUCGGCCUGUGAGUGAAGCCUUGACUUUGCCUGUGCAUGGACUGUGGCGUCCCAAAAUGGCUGCCCUUACCCAAUGCCAUUGGGAGAAGAUCUAUGACCCAGAAAAGAGAGUGGCGAACCAGCAACCAGAUCGUGCCCUAUGCAAGCAAAUACUCUUUUAGUGGGCAAAACGUUGGCAGUAUUUCAAUAAAGGGCAUCACUUUUGCUACUUCUUUGAGAUUGCGAGGCCCGAUUAUGAAAAUUCAUGAAGGGUCAUUUAAAGACUUUUCUGGGGAGAAAAGAACCUUACUGUUGUUCUUUUUUAAAAAAAAUAUUUCCAAGAGAAACCACUCAUAUAAUUCAGUUUUACUGGCAAUAUAGGGUUUGUUCUCCCAUUUAAACGUUUUAGACUGAUCACUUGUAAGCGAAAUAAUGACACCAGUUUGAAUUGGAAAUGUUUUUGAACAGCCUCUGCAUCUUCAGCUAGGGUUUGUUUUUGUUUUGCCUCUAAGGACAGUAAGAUCCUGCAGAUGAACAAGAACCUCCCUCUUUUCUUUUUCUUUUUAAUUUUCAGAGAUGAAUUCUUUGGGCUUCUCUCCUUUUCCUUAUUUUCUCCCUGCUGAAGGAAUGAAACCAGAAUUAUUGUUGAAUGUAAACAUUACAUUGCAACCCAUUGUGUGAAGGUUGUGAUCAGUUUUCCUGGCUACCACAGACUCUGCAUUGAUCAACUUAUAGUUUAAUAACUCUGAGGCAUCUGUGGCAUUUUUGCAGGGCUAAUGCAGUUUUACUUGAUGGAUUAUUUUGGUAUCGUUUAUGAUGUUGUUCAAUAUUUUAUUUACUUUUGGGUUGAGAAGUCUGCUUUGCCAUGAGUGGAAAAGCCCUCUUUUCCCAUUUCCUGACCAGCAUUUUCACAAUUUUCUUUUCAUCACGUUGAGGAAAAGCUUCUGAUUAAUUUAAGCACUUCUUAUAGCAAACUCCAAGAAUAUAGAAAAGAUAUCUACAGCAUAUAGUUUUCACUUACUUUAAACUAACCAUCACUGCCAUUUUAAAUCGGAUGAUACACAGAGCCAGGCAAUUUAUCAGAAAAGAAUAUUUUCAGUGAGGUUUUGAAAUGCAUUCAUCAGUUCCCUUUUUUAUUAUUAAGUUAUGCACUUAUAAGAUGGUUUCCUUUUUUUGUGUACUCAUUUUCUAAAGUGUUUGUGUAAUUUAUGUGGAAAAAAAUUGAAUAAAAAGGAAAAAAAAUUCAGUCCAGGUUAGUGGAAAGGGCAAAACAAAAUGAAACCCUGACAAGCUGCUCUCUCGCUCUCUCUGAUUUUUGUGCUAAUUCUUCUAGUAAGAAUUGAGCUCAGAGAUUAUACAGCAACUGCCUGUGCAAGCACUGCUUGGAACAAACAGAAAGAGGACUGCUUCAUGUUCACCAGCAUGCAGGGAUUAUGCAUUAAUUUUAAGCUCUGAUUUUGCAGCCUCACUGUAUAGAAUCAUAGAAUUGUAGAAUUGGAAGGGACCCCCAAGUUCAUGUAGUCCAAGCCCCCACAAUGCAGGAAUGUGCAGUUGUGUACCUCUUGACAACCUUAAGUUUGUGCUUAAUUUCAAGCAAUGUUGAGUAUGAAUGAAUGAAUGAAAAGAAACAUGUAGACUUUCAAAUGGGAUAUAAUGAAAGUAAAGCAGAUAGGGCGAUAUGUGAAACUCCAAGGUGGUUGUUUUUUCAAAAACCAGAUGACUCUUUGAAAUGAGAGUCAAUCAGGUUUGCAAUGCAAAUGUAAUAAUACACAAUACUGAUCAGAACGCUCUUCCCAUUACAAAUGUUUUGCCUUCACUUUCUGAACACACGAAAUGAGAAGACACCAAGUUAAACAACUUGAGCAGCUCAAGAGGCAACUCAAGUCUCACAUGUGAGGACAAAGGGUUGCAUCCAGUGGAGGCUUUUUGUCUUGAGGAAACUUUGGUCUUCUAGCUGCUGCAGAACUACAACUCCCAUCAGCCCUACCAAACAUGGUUAGUGGGCAGUGAUGCAACUGUAGUUCAGCAACAUCUGGGGGGCCAAAGGUUCCCCAAGCCUGCCUUAGCAGCAGUGGUGGACUUUGGGCUCUCACAUUUCAGUGGUAUCUUGUGUGACACUAAAAUUUGGCACCCCCCCAUCUCUCAUCUUCUGCUCUACAGCAGGGGUGGUGAACUGCGGUCUACUCACAGAGUUAAAAACUGGCAGUGGGCUACCCCCUUUUUUAGGGUUCAAAGUUGUUGAGCUUUUUUAGGAACGAGGAAAGCCGUUUGAGCCACUGAUCUACCACAGAUGUCCAGUGAUCUACCAGCUACCAGUUCACAAUCUACCUGUUGGACGUGCCUGCUCUACACCAUUGUUGUGGCACCUGUAGGGUGGUACCCAGUGCAGCUGAACUGAUCACACUACCCUAAAACCACUUCUGUUAGCAGAAGAAGCAUUUCUGGUCACACAUUUGGGGCCCUAGAUUUUCUUGACCUUCUCACUGUGCUAUUGCCUGUUCUGUUCCAGUCUGCCGAACCUGCAGAGCAACUAUUGGGAGGGAGACAAUGUGAGGUUUCAGUGAGAAGGAGAAUUAGCAAAAAUUGUGUAUCCUGGCCGGUGACGGAGCUUCAUGCUCCGGCACCAGGGGGCGGAGAGCAGGCGGGGGCAUGGCUGGCGCACCCCGGGGGCAUGGCAUGCAUCCCAGAGGCAUGGCACAUGCCCUAGGGGUGUGGCGCAUGCCCUUGGGGCAUGGCACGCUGCCUGUGGAGGCAUGGCACCCAGCGUGGGUGGGGGAAGCUGCGAUGGCACCCCACCGGGAUCGCGCUGCCAGGGGUGGUGCGCUCCCCCCCUUCCUCCGCCAAUGAUCCUGGUCUGCCUAAGCAAAGGCAACACUGGAUACAAUCCAUUGUCAUUGUAUACAUUACCCACUGAAGUUGCAUGGUUUGGCCAGUACUUGCUAGCAUGGGAGAAAACGUUUGCUUACUUACAUGCACAUCAUAGCUGCAUUGAAAAUUGAGGCACCAUAUUUAUAUAAUCAUUUCCAGCAGGCCAACAAAUGGACCAGCAAAGGUAGGAUCAUUAGUAUUUAAGAAUCAGGGCAAAGUCUGGUUGUAUGGAAGGUGGAUAGCAACACAGAGGCACCCAUCACUAACUGACAACUGAGGCAUUGUAUCAACUCCAGAUGGACCAGGAUCUUAAAAAAACCAGUAAGAUCCAUGUAGAAUUCUCAUGACAUUCCCAAAUACAUUUUGGAUUUUUAAAAAUGCUUUCAUGCUUUUUUCUUGAUGACAAAUCACUAGAACUAGGAAAAGGAAGUGUGCACUUUAAAAUAGGCAACUGUAGUUUUCAUAACUAUAUAAUUUAAAAACAAACAAACAGGCUGGGCCGCAGGAAUUUCUUUAGGUAUCUGAAGAAUCUACCUUGUGUAUCACCAGAUAUUGAAGGACUUCAGGUUGGGAAGACAUUCAAAUGGAGUCAGUUUAAAACUUAAUCAUCACCAACUCAGCAAGAUUUGAAGAGCCUCCAGGCUAUUGGUCAAUAUGCCUGAAAACAUACUGAAAGGGAAAUGGAUGGGGAUAUUUUGCCUGGUUUUGAACAACUGCACAGUUCAGCAACACACAAUUCAACCAAAAUUAAGAAUAUCAUGUUCAAAGAGGUGUUGUUGAUCGUUCCUCCCCUCCUGCCCACCCCACAUCAAUUCUGUAUUUACACUGAGAUGUAAUUUUGAUCUGAUGCCGGAUGAUGAAAGGCUGGAUUUGUAUUUCAGUGUGUUGUCAUUUUAGUAUUUGCUCUUUUGUGACCAUAUUGUGGAACGUUUGAAUUUUGAGUUAUGGCAAAAUGAAAUUCUUGAGAGACCAUCACGGA